Molecule: messenger RNA, 678 nt
Organism: Micromonas commoda
Lineage: Eukaryota; Viridiplantae; Chlorophyta; Mamiellophyceae; Mamiellales; Mamiellaceae
Gene: RSP10
Product: radial spoke protein 10 tentative
Exons: 1
Coding region: 1-678 (225 amino acids)
Source: RefSeq, a predicted model, not a curated record
AUGAAGUAUCCCAACGGGGACACGUACGAGGGCCAGUACGCGAAGCUCGAGGUGGACGACCCCGCCGCGGUCGCCGCGUACGAGGCCGAGAAGGCCGAGAAAGAGGCCGCCGCCGCCGAGGCGGAGCCCCCGGCGGAGGGCGAUGACCCCGCCCCCGCGCCCGAACCAGAGGCGCCCCCCGAGUUUCCCAAGAUCACAACCUCCCUCAGACACGGGACCGGGAAGUACACCUUCGCAUCCGGUGUCGUCUACGAGGGCGAUUACGUCGAGGGAAAGAAGCAGGGCGCCGGCGUCAUGACGUUCCCCGACGGCGGCAAGUACGAGGGCGCGUUUGACAAGGAUUGCAUGGCCGGCGAGGGAGUCUUCAACUACCCUUCGGGCGACGUGUACAGCGGCGCCUUCGCCGGGAACAAGAAGAGCGGCGUGGGCAGCUACAUGUUCAAGGCGUCGCAGUCGCAGUUCAUCGGCGAGUGGGAGGAUGGCGAGUUUAAGCGCGGCGAGUGGGUCCUGAGCGACGGCACCAGCUGGAAGGGCGAGUUCGAAGGGGGCAAGCCCGUCGGCGAGGGCGUCCAGACUUUCGGCAGGACGGGGAACCAGCAGCCGGCGACGUACGAGUACGCCGACGACGGCACGAUGACCGCGCUCAAGUUCUCCGGCACCAUCAGGGCCGGCGCGUGA